AUGGCAAGUAUUAUUCAGGCAUCUGCCGCUUUGCGUAAACGGAAGAACUUGAAGAGAGGAAUUCAGUUCACGGUGAUGGUUGUUGGUCAGUCUGGGUGCGGUAGGUCGACGUUCAUUAACACUCUAUGUGGACAGAAAGUGGUAGAUACUUCUACCACGAUUAUGUUACCAACGGACACAAAUACGCAGAUUGAUGUGCAAUUGAGGGAAGAAAUCGUUGAGUUAGAAGACGAAGAAGGUCUUAAGAUCCAAUUGAAUAUCAUUGAUACUCCGGGAUUCGGCGACUCUUUGGAUAAUUCUCCAUCGUUUGACAUUAUCUCUGAUUACAUUCGUCACCAGUACGAUGAAAUUUUGUUGGAAGAGAGCCGUGUAAGGAGAAAUCCUCGGUUUAAAGAUGGUAGGGUGCAUUGUUGUUUAUAUUUGAUCAAUCCUACUGGACAUGGAUUGAAAGAGAUUGACGUGGAAUUCAUCAGAAGACUAGGUACUCUAGUGAACGUGAUCCCCGUUAUCAGUAAAGCAGAUUCCUUGACCGCUGAAGAGUUGAAAUUGAACAAGAAAUUGAUCGCAAAGGAUAUCGACUAUUAUUCGCUACCUAUCUACAACUUCCCAUUCGAUGAGGAAGACGCGUCAGACGAAGAUUAUCAAACAAACACAUAUCUCAGAGGUUUACUGCCCUUCUCUAUCAUCGGUUCCAACGAUGUGUUUGAAUCUGCAGACGGGUCCGUGAUUCGUGGUAGAAAAUAUCCAUGGGGAACCCUUGACGUCGAGGAUGCUAACAUCUCUGAUUUCGUCGUCCUAAGGAACACUCUACUCAUUUCACAUUUACACGAUAUGAAGGAAUUUACUCAUGAGAUCCUAUACGAAAGAUACAGAACUGAAGCCUUGUCCGGUGAGAUGCCAACUGUAGGAACUACGACUCAUAACAGAGCUUUCAGCACCACGAACAACGAAUACCUAGGAUCACCCGCUGUAUCUGGUAGAGAAUCUGUGAGGGGCAAUGGAUUACCAUCUGCGUUGGGGAACAAUGAUUCGACUUCUUUACAUUCUAACAACGCGUCAUCGAACCAGGACACUUACUUGGCAAGAGAAGAACAAAUCAAGCUAGAAGAAGAAAGAUUAAGGGUUUUCGAAGAAAGAGUGCAACAAGAAUUGCAAUUGAAGAGACAGGAAUUGCUGCAAAGAGAGCAAGAAUUAAGAGAAAUCGAAGAGAGGCUAGAAAAGGAAGCCCAAUUGAAACAGGAAGGAAUCAAAUUGGAACAAUAA
Molecule: messenger RNA, 1263 nt
Organism: Kluyveromyces lactis
Lineage: Eukaryota; Fungi; Ascomycota; Saccharomycetes; Saccharomycetales; Saccharomycetaceae
Gene: CDC11
Product: septin CDC11
Exons: 1
Coding region: 1-1263 (420 amino acids)
Biological process (GO): cytoskeleton-dependent cytokinesis; actomyosin contractile ring assembly; cellular bud neck septin ring organization
Cellular component (GO): septin complex; cell division site; microtubule cytoskeleton
Molecular function (GO): GTPase activity; molecular adaptor activity; GTP binding
Source: RefSeq, a predicted model, not a curated record